Molecule: messenger RNA, 2559 nt
Organism: Exaiptasia diaphana
Lineage: Eukaryota; Metazoa; Cnidaria; Anthozoa; Actiniaria; Aiptasiidae
Product: neprilysin-4
Biological process (GO): protein processing
Cellular component (GO): plasma membrane
Molecular function (GO): metalloendopeptidase activity
Source: RefSeq, a predicted model, not a curated record
ACUGACAUCGGAUCUCUCAUGUGCAGAGGUCAAUGCAAAUUACUCCAAUCUUUUGUGUUUGCUCAUUAUKAGCUCAUUUACAUUGAACUCAGCACACGUAAAGCACGACGUCGGAAACAGGCUUGGCACUAGGAAAUAGACAUAAAAGUUGUUUACAACAAAUUUGCACUUCAGUUUUGUCCAAGAUCUUUGAUCGUAUUCAACAUGCAUAACAUGGACAUGGAUGUAGAACACCUUAUCUACAGAAUUCCAAAACUUGCACGUGCCAAACGAAUGUGGGAAAGAGUUUCUAUUCCGCUCUGCUCGGUCCUUUUUGUGRUUUGUAUAGUUUUAACGGUGUUGUAUUUGAAAGCUAACUCAAAAACUAUUGAACAUAAUGARGUUGCAAAAGCGCARACGGCAAAUUCAAACUCGAAAAACCGGCCGAGCCCCACAAUACCUUCAAAGAWCAGGACGGACAACUCGAAAAACCGGCCGAGUCYCACUACACCUUCAAAGAACAACWGGACGGACAUUUGCCAAGAUACCGGGAACUUGGAAUGCAYCCUCGCCAAGGAAAUGGUUCACAACAUGGAUCUUAACGUGGAUCCUUGCAAGGAUUUCUACAAGUACUCGUGUGGGGGCUGGGAACGAAGACAUCCGCUGACCGGAAAUAAAACAUCGAUUAGACAGCUCUUUCCUACUUCAAAAGAAAAACCUUGCCAUCUUAAAAAAAGCGUUAGAAAAAUCCUCACUGAACUAUUCUCAGCUUUACAAAGGACACUCGCGGUGCCGAAAGUGUCCGUUGUAACGAGAGUUGAUUGGRUCCCUUAUACUUUGCAGAAUGUUGCAGUAAUGAAAACGGCCCGUGUUUAUAGAUCUUGUGUGAACACCAGCGCUAURUCGUCCCAAGGCUUACAGCCAAUGAAAAACCUCAYUGCCAAAUAUGGUGGCUGGUCCGUGUCUUACAAUUAUAACAGCACAAUGUCCAUGGAGACGAGAAUGGGGAGAGUAGCUAGGGAUCUGAAUGUCAAUACACUAUUUGGCGUAACAGUGCGACCAGAUUUCUAUGAUAGUUCGAGGACUCUCAUCAUGUUGUUACCAGCGGAAACUCAAUCUCACUCGUUGUAUCUUGAUUUUGAUCAUGAUUCCGUGAAACAGAGAGAAAACUAUAAAAAGAUCAUGAAGAUGGUUGGAAGAUGGUUUGGAGGAUCGGAUUCUUCCCAGAAGAUGAUGGCCAUCUACGAAUUUGAGGCCAACCUUGCCAGGCUCGACAUGCCGCUGGGAUUGAUGUACGUUGACGCGAACUUUAACGUCAAUUCAAGAACCAACGUGGAGAAAAUGACAGACAAUAUUCGACACUCCUUCAUUGCAAGGUUACCUAAACAAACCUGGAUGGACCGAGAAACACAGCGUAAAGCAGAGCAGAAGGCCCGCGCGAUCAAGAUAUCCAUAGGGUACCCAGAUUACAUCAAAGAUGCAAAGAAACUUGAGCGUCAAUACGACUCGUUCAAGGUCCAUGACGACUAUUUUGAAAACGCCAAAGAAAUGAAUCACUUUCUAAGAAUGAGGAACGUGAUGACUUAUGGGAAACCUGUCGAUAAAAACUCUUGGCCUAUAAGUCCAGCAGAAGUUAACGGAUUUUACAUUCCCUUGCAGAAUAGAAUAGUCUAUCUCGCAGGGAUUAUUCAGCCGCCAUUGUUCAAUCCUCGUUCACCAAGCUACCUCAAUUAUGGUGGAAUCGGAUCAGUUAUUGGACACGAGCUCACACACGGAUUCGACGCGUCAGGUCGCUUGUAUGACAAGAAUGGUAACAUGAAGGACUGGUGGUCGUAUGAAGCCGAUAWWAACUUCAWWAGAAAGUCGUCUUGUUUGGUAGAUCAAUAUAACAAAUACAAGUUGUUUGAUAAACAGGUCAACGGUAAAAAGACACUUAACGAGAACAUUGCUGACGAUGGUGGUAUCAAAAUAGCAUAUGACGCUUAUCAAAAAUGGAUUGCAAAGAACAAAAAGGAAGAAUCUCUUCCUGGACUGAAUCUCAACCCAGACCAGCUGUUUUUUGUAGGAUUUGCUCAACUUUGGUGCAGCGUCUACAACAGAAAAGGUGCACACAGGGAGAUUCUCAAGGACGUCCACACUCCAGGAAAAUACAGGGUGAUUGGUUCAUUGUCAAACUUUGACAAGUUCUCCAAAGCGUUCAAAUGUCCUGUGGGCAGUCCAAUGAAUCCAAGCACAAAGUGCUCUGUCUGGUAACAUUCAACUCAUCUUCCAAACAGCCUGACUAAUCUGUCUGGAGUUGAUACCAUUCACUCACCACGAUUAAGAGGAAUGACGUCAUUAAAUGACGAUCACCAACGAUGGCUAUAUUUGGUAUCCACGCAAAGGCUCUCGGGUGCAUCCGGGUCUUCAAAUAUACAUUUCACUAUUUACUAUUUGCAAACAWUUUUUUUUUACUUUUUUCAGGUCGUGUAAUGUAUUUAAACUCAGGUUUUUAAGUAAUUUAUACUUUUUUGUUAGUAGAAGUUGUAUGUAUUUCAAUUUUAAAAUAAACACUUUGGUAAAUAAAUGGAUUUCUCCUGA